UUUUCUUUUCUGGGUAGCUGAUAAUUAAGGUUGAAGAAGGAGAAGAAAAUGGUGAGCAAGAGUGUAAACGUGGGCGAAGUCCGGCGAGCACAGCGAGCAGAGGGGCCGGCCACCGUGCUGGCGAUCGGCACUACUACUCCUCCCAACUGCUUGGACCAAAGCACUUACCCGGAUUACUAUUUCCGUAUUACAAAUAGCGAGCACCGGACUGAUCUCAAAGAAAAAUUCCAGCGCAUGUGUGAUAAAUCGAUGAUCAAGAAGCGUUACAUGUACUUAACGGAGGAGAUGCUGAAAGAAAACCCUAACAUCUGUGCUUACAUGGCACCUUCCUUAGACGCUAGACAAGACAUGGUGGUGGUAGAGGUACCUAAACUGGGCAAAGAAGCUGCAAAAAAGGCCAUUAAAGAAUGGGGACAACCCAAAUCCAAGAUCACUCACUUGAUCUUCUGCACCACUAGUGGCGUCGACAUGCCCGGAGCCGACUACCAGUUGACCAAACUUUUAGGCCUCCGUCCUUCCGUCAACCGCCUCAUGAUGUACCAGCAAGGCUGCUACGGCGGAGGCACCGUACUCCGGCUCGCCAAGGACCUGGCCGAGAACAACAAAGGCGCUCGAGUCCUCGUCGUCUGCUCAGAGAUUACAGCAAUGACCUUCCGCGGACCUAACGACACCCACCUCGAUAGCCUUGUAGGUCAAGCUUUGUUUGGAGAUGGAGCGGCUGCAAUUAUCGUGGGUUCAGAUCCUCUCGAAGUGGAGAACCCAUUGUUUGAAUUAGUCUCUGCGGCGCAAACCAUUUUGCCAGAUAGCGAUGGGGCGAUCGACGGGCAUGUUCGAGAAGUUGGUUUAACAUUUCACCUUCUAAAGGAUGUUCCCACACUGAUCUCAAAAAACAUUGAGAAGAACCUGGUUGAGGCACUCGAGCCAUUGGGUAUCACGGAUUGGAAUUCGAUUUUCUGGGUCGCUCAUCCUGGCGGGCCUGCAAUUUUGGAUCAGAUAGAGGUUAAGCUCGGGUUGAAGCCAGAAAAAUUGCGGGCGACGAGGCAUGUUUUGGCGGAGUACGGGAAUAUGUCAAGUGCUUGUGUGCUGUUUAUUUUGGAUGAGAUGAGAAGAAAAUCUAGAGAGGAAAAGUUGAAGACAAGUGGAGAAGGAUUGGAGUGGGGGGUAUUGUUUGGGUUUGGGCCUGGACUCACUGUUGAGACUGUGGUGCUUCAUUGUGUGGCGAAUUGAGUUAGUUUCCUGUUUGGUUGGUUGAUUUUGUGCUGUUUGUUUUUUCACUUUCCUGUUUAGGAAAUGUUUGUGUUCAAGGAGAUUGAAAUGUGCAAUAAGGAGGCGCUAGUAUGAUGAUGAAGAAUCCCCUAGAAAGGAUGGAAUCAAUACUAGCGUAGUGAAUAAUUGUUUUUGAUGGAAAACUUAAUAUGUUGGACAAUGAAAUAAAAACGUAAAGAUGAA
Molecule: messenger RNA, 1449 nt
Organism: Carica papaya (papaya)
Lineage: Eukaryota; Viridiplantae; Streptophyta; Magnoliopsida; Brassicales; Caricaceae
Product: chalcone synthase
Biological process (GO): polyketide biosynthetic process
Molecular function (GO): acyltransferase activity, transferring groups other than amino-acyl groups
Source: RefSeq, a predicted model, not a curated record